AUGGCAUUCAUCCCACCAGUUACAGACACUGGCUGCAUCCUCCUCUCAUCUUCUGUUUGGGAAAUAAAAGACUUCUUGCUCACAGCCAGGCGAAAGGAUGCCAAAUCUGUCAAGAUCAAGAAAAACAAGGACAAUUUGAAGUUUAAGGUUCGCUGCAGCAGGUACCUAUACACCUUGGCCAUUACAGGCAAAGAGAAGGCAGAGAAACUUAAGCAGUCCUUGCCUCCUGGUUUGGCUGUGAAGGAGCUGAAGUGA
Molecule: messenger RNA, 255 nt
Organism: Dromiciops gliroides (monito del monte)
Lineage: Eukaryota; Metazoa; Chordata; Mammalia; Microbiotheria; Microbiotheriidae
Product: 60S ribosomal protein L38-like
Exons: 2
Coding region: 1-255 (84 amino acids)
Biological process (GO): protein-RNA complex assembly; translation
Cellular component (GO): cytosolic large ribosomal subunit; ribosome
Molecular function (GO): structural constituent of ribosome
Source: RefSeq, a predicted model, not a curated record